GUCGACAGCAGUCUUGUGCAGUUCGAGUCGCACGCGAGCCGUGACCCUCCUGGGCGGAGUAGCCAGCUGUCACUAUACUGGUCAUGAUCCAGGAUGUCAGUGGAACAGGUCGACGAUCCAUAUCAAGUCGGUGUUCGUGAUCAUGAUCAUGCGGUCAUGUAUCAAAGCAGCCUUUGACCAACAUAGAAAGUGGACAUGCACACCAUGAGUCAAGAUUGCGAGCUCCCUGCCAUCGCCUAAACAAUUUCUUGGGAUUCGUGAAAUUAUGCCAUGGACCUGCGGCGUUCAUCAUGGACCACCGAUUCCAGCUCGGACGAUUCAUUUGUGUCGUCGUCACUCUCGCUGACUUGCAUGCCACAGUUUGUAUCGUCGCGAGGAAACGAAUAUUUCUGUGAGAUAGACGAGGACUACCUUACCGACCGUUUCAACCUUACGGGCCUCAAUCUUGAGGUCACAUAUUACCAAUACGCCCUCGAUCUCGUGACCGAUGUCUUCGACAUGGACGUGGACGACGACAUGCGAGAAGCGAUCGAAAAGUCUGCGAGGCAUCUCUACGGGCUCGUCCACGCUCGGUACGUCGUCACCACACGCGGUCUCACAAAGAUGAUGGAAAAAUACAAACAGGGCGUCUUUGGCAAGUGUCCUCGGGUAAUCUGCGAGUCUCAACAUUUACUUCCAAUGGGUCAGCAUGAUCAGCCUGGACACUCCCAUGUGAAACUGUACUGCGCCAAAUGCGAGGACAUCUAUAAUCCAAAGUCUUCGAGGCACAAUUCGAUCGACGGCGCAUACUUUGGUACCAGUUUCCAUAACAUCCUGUUUCAAGUAUAUCCUACACUGCAGCCACGAAAGACGCAACGGAGAUACGAACCUCGUAUCUAUGGGUUCCGUGUUCAUGCAAGCGCCGCACUUAUGCGCUGGCAAGAGGAACGGCGUGAAGAGCUGAAGGAACGCUUACGUGAUCUAUCUCUUGAGACUGGCUUCGAAGAAGAGGACGAAGGCGACGAGGAAAUUGAGAGUGAGGACGACGAAAUCGACAUCGAAGAGCAGGACGGCAUCGACGAUAUGUUCGAAGGCCAGAUGCAGCCAGUCGCCUAAAUUGCAUGUACUACUCCGCCGCCGUAUGUAACAUGCUCGGAGGCACGAGAUUGACCAUUGCGACCGAGGUGUCGCGAAAUUGAGGAGAUGCACGCCUGAGGGGUUGUAUCGCGCCGAAU
This is a messenger RNA of Dissoconium aciculare CBS 342.82, 1214 nucleotides long. RefSeq lists its product as uncharacterized. Gene Ontology annotation, cellular component: cytoplasm; protein kinase CK2 complex. The record is from RefSeq and is a predicted model, not a curated record. Gene Ontology annotation, molecular function: protein kinase regulator activity. The coding region runs from base 271 to 1095 and encodes 274 amino acids. NCBI's taxonomy places the organism in Eukaryota, Fungi, Ascomycota, Dothideomycetes, Mycosphaerellales, Dissoconiaceae. The transcript has 3 exons.